AUCCACUGCAAAAUCACAGUUCACUUCUGCCUGACCUCGAAAGCUAUCGCUCAACAUCUAACACCGCACUGAUCGCGCCGGACGACGGCUGACUUGGUCUCCACCACGAAACAGAGCUAAUCUCCUGGCCUCAAAGCCACCGCCCGACCAUAGCGCCAGCGUGACCGCAUUGCCAUCAUAAGACCCCCGAGCUCGCCGACAUCAUGGAGGCUGCCGCAUUGAGGCAGCAGCCCACGAUGGACACCAACAUGGAGGAUGCAGGCAAAGUCGAGCACAGCCUAGGCGCCCCUGUCGACCCACCGUCAAUACCGUGUCUCGAUGGCUGGAUUGAGUCUCUCAUGCAAUGCAAACAGCUCGCCGAGGACGACGUACGGAGACUGUGCGAAAAGGCGCGCGAAGUGCUGCAAGACGAAAGCAAUGUCCAGCCUGUGAAAUGUCCUGUCACCGUCUGUGGUGACAUUCACGGCCAGUUCCACGACCUCAUGGAGCUGUUCAAGAUUGGAGGGCCCAACCCAGACACAAACUACCUGUUCAUGGGCGAUUACGUCGAUCGUGGAUACUUCUCCGUCGAGACCGUGACUCUCCUCGUCGCGCUCAAGAUCCGCUACCCACAACGCAUCACCAUCCUGCGCGGCAACCACGAGAGUCGACAAAUUACGCAAGUGUACGGCUUCUACGACGAGUGUCUGCGCAAGUACGGCAACGCAAAUGUGUGGAAGUUCUUCACCGACCUUUUCGACUACCUGCCACUCACAGCCUUGAUCGACAACCAGAUCUUCUGUCUGCACGGAGGUCUGUCCCCCAGCAUCGACACGCUCGACAACAUCCGCGCUCUCGACCGCAUUCAAGAAGUGCCACACGAGGGACCAAUGUGCGAUCUCUUGUGGUCUGACCCAGACGACAGAUGUGGAUGGGGAAUCAGUCCGAGAGGAGCAGGAUACACGUUUGGACAGGACAUCAGCGAGGCAUUUAAUCAUAACAACGGCUUGACGCUGGUUGCUAGGGCUCAUCAGCUGGUCAUGGAGGGCUACAACUGGAGUCAGGAUAGGAAUGUGGUUACGAUAUUCUCAGCACCUAAUUACUGCUACCGCUGCGGUAACCAAGCAGCUAUCAUGGAGAUUGACGAGCAUCUCAAGUACACCUUCCUUCAAUUCGAUCCUUGCCCACGCGCCGGAGAACCAAUGGUGUCCCGCAGAACACCAGACUACUUCUUGUAAUGAGGAUACCCCAAAAGUAAGUUGAUACAAGAGCGGCGGCGGCGGCAGUGCAGCAGUAGAGAGAACCGUGUUGUCUUGGGAUCUCAUGGCAGCCACAGCUAUGAUGGAAUGGUAGACAUCUUUCUUCCGUUUUAAAACCUCGUGAGAUUCUUCUUCUCUUGCAAGGAGGGAUGGACCUGGGCCAUGAAGAGCAUGAAUAGAAAAAGAGGACCGGAUCAGUGGGCUUUCAUGCUUCCUUCCUGUAUCAUAGCAGCUCCAGUCCGCGUUGCGCGCGGAUCAGGGAUCAAUCGAGACGUCUUUUCCAUG
Molecule: messenger RNA, 1523 nt
Organism: Pseudocercospora fijiensis CIRAD86
Lineage: Eukaryota; Fungi; Ascomycota; Dothideomycetes; Mycosphaerellales; Mycosphaerellaceae
Exons: 3
Coding region: 204-1217 (337 amino acids)
Biological process (GO): peptidyl-serine dephosphorylation; mitotic cell cycle
Cellular component (GO): cytosol
Molecular function (GO): protein serine/threonine phosphatase activity
Source: RefSeq, a predicted model, not a curated record